Messenger RNA from Postia placenta MAD-698-R-SB12, 2475 nucleotides. RefSeq lists its product as hypothetical. The transcript has 8 exons. Bases 1 to 2475 code for a protein of 824 amino acids. The record is from RefSeq and is a predicted model, not a curated record. Lineage: Eukaryota; Fungi; Basidiomycota; Agaricomycetes; Polyporales; Adustoporiaceae.
AUGAAUGGUCUUUACAUCCUUAUUCCUGACACGUCCCAUACGCUCGCUGCUGAGCACCCCCCACGCGACAUGAGUACUCCCGCGCUUUCGGACGACACUGGCAGCUCCUCUUCACGCGAAAGCUCUCGACCCGCUACACCCACUUCUGGAGUCAGUCGUGCACCAUCUAUCUCCUUUGAUGACUAUUCUAAGCAUACACCCUCUGGCGAAGGCACGGACAUCAGGAUUGUCGAAGCAGACGCGGACUCCUCGCCACUAGAAGACAUCACCCGUCCGCUGAAACGGAGACGGUCGGCGGACACAAGGGCUGAUGAAGUCCGCGCAGAGAGAGCGCUGCUGCCUGAUAUUUGGAGCGAUGCAAUCAUGGUCGAUGAUGGCGGGUUCUUCGGUCUUUGCCAUACACCCAUCAGCGAUUGCACGAGUGUCGGGGACGUCGAGCCCGACGCAUUGCACCCGUCAUCAGAAUACGUCUCCCGUCCACUGAAACGGAAGCGAAGUGCGGACACAAGCACCUAUGACGUUCGCGCAAAGAGGGCGCGGACGUCUGGCACCUCGAACGACGCAACCAAGGCCGAGGACCGCGCUUGUUUCGGUCUUGGGCAUAUGGCCAUCCACGACUACACGAAGAUCAGGGUCGUCGAACCGGACGCGGAUCCCCCGGUCUCCCCCGGUAUUGACAUACACGUUCCACUUGACGCUAUCGCUCGCCCGCCGAAGCGAAAACGGUUUGCAGACACGACGGUCGACGAAGUCUGUGUUAAGAGAAGGCGAUUAUCUGACAGUCCGAGCGACGCGUCGAAGCUCAAUGACGGGAUUCCUUUCGGACCUCACCCUAGAUGCAUGAUCACGGGCUGCGUGUCCGCCGAGGUGGAGGCGUGCUAUAUCCUGCCUCCCGCCACGCCCCAACCGUUGAGCGACUGCACAACUCUCCGCGUGCCUACUGACUCUAAUGCCGUCCAUUGUAGCACGCCCGCAAACAUCCUAUUCCUUCGACGCGACCUCCGUAUACUGUGGGAAGUGAAUCGCCUGCUGAUGAUACCCCAUCCAGAUCAUAUAGACCACCCUGAUACCCGCCCUGUCUACACAUACCACGUCAUUACAGAGGAUGAGCAGCCUCUAGAUUCGGGGACCCCCCAGGAUCAUACCAUUAUACCUCUAGCUACGACCGCUGAUUGCUCGUAUCGCUCGCUGGGGUGGCACGAGCUGAGUGCUAAUCUGCAUCUGAUGACCAUUCGAGUGGGUCGUGAAUUCAUGAAGCGACCGCUCCGCUACGAGCAUGUGUUCCGUAUGGACGCUCUUGUGCAUAUACCCAUCGUCCAGCUAGCCCAGCCAGAUGCAGCCGAGCCGGUCUCCCCCCACAUUGAACGAGAGUCGCCAGUUGAAGGCAUACCCCGCCUGCCGAAGCGAAAACGGAACCCGGACACAGAUAAUCAUGAAGUCCCCGCCAAGAGAAUGCGCACGUCCGUCACUGGAUGCAACGCGUCCAACAUCAAGGACGCCGUUCUUUUCGGACCUCAUCCAAGGUGCAUGAUCACCGGCUGUGUAUCUGCUGAUGUAGAGGGGUGCUAUAUCUGGCCUCUAGACAUGCCUCAGCGAUUGUUCGACACCUUGAUAACCCGCAUGCGUGGCAACUACAACACCCUGCGUUGUCAUGCACCUGGGAAUAUCAUAUUCCUUCGACGCGACCUCCGAGAGCUGUGGGAAACAAACCGUUUGUUGGUGAUACCCCAUCCUGUUCAUUUGAAGAGUCUUAAAAAAUAUUGCACUGCGUACAAGUAUUGCGUCAUCGCAGAGGACGAGCACCCUCCAGACUCAUGUGCGACCAUGGGGAACCCCAUCACGCCUGCCGUCAUGGUGGCCCCUUGCUCAUAUCGGUCGCUCGGGUGGCAUAAAUUGAAAGCCGAUCUCCGUCUGAUGGUAUUUCGAGCGGGACAGAAAUUAAGCAAGCGACCAUUCCACUACCAGCAUAUCUUGCGGGAGCUGCUGCCCCACCACGAAAUCAAUCAUACAUACAGCAUAGUCUCCCGGUAUUCGUUGUGGACGCUCCCCCUGAAUUUGGAGAGAGUACCCUGCAGGCGGUUGUGGGCCACAGGAGAGCUCACACCCUUCCCUGAUGGUUAUUUCCGCAGCCCCAGGAAGCAAUAUUGCCCUCCCCUGUCGGACGAUGACACUGUCCGCUUUCCUCGCCCGUUUCGGCCAAUUGUAUCAGGGAUAAAGAAAAAGCGUUCUGGUGACACCAGGGUGGACGGUGAGGUCUACACCGCGGGAGAACAUGCUCAAUGGAGAGUCGACAUUCGUCUGUGGCGUCAGGAUUGCGAUCAAGCUCGAGACGAGUGGACGAUGGGACCGCCCGCGGAACCGGAGGACGCAAAGUUCCUCGCUUAUCGACAGGAGAAAGCCGGCAAUGUGCUGACUGCUACGCAAGAACCUUGGUUCGCGGAAUGGCAUUCUUCAAAAUACGGUCCUGAGUCUUAA